CAAGGCUAAACUAUGGAAUAAUGUUGGAGACCAGUAACCCUGUUAAUAUGAAGCGACCAGCAAUGCUGUUAGCCUUGAUGUUUAUAAAUGUGUAGGAUUUCAGUAGAGUUAACUCUGCAAAUGCUUUCUCGUGUACAUUAAAGGGAAAGAGAGAGAGGAAGGGAAGAGAUUGGAGGAAGAGAAAGAUGAGGAAGCGGGGGAAGCAAGAAGGAGGGAGCGAGAGAGAAGGCGAGACAGAUUUUAGGGAUGGUAGAAGAAGGAGGAAGAAAAUCUGUCUCAAAACAUUACACAAAAGCGUACCAGGUGGUGGUAUCCGUCACCAUCAGAACCAAAAACUUCGAAGUUACCAGAAGAGAAAAGGAAGAAAUCAACUGACAGGAGGGAAAGGGUCGACAAUAUCAGCCUCGUCCUUCACCAACAUUACCAUGCAGUCAAAGGCAUCGACUCUUCUGUGCAGGAAUUGGUCAAUAGAGACAUCAAAGUUAUCAACAGAAAGGAAGCGUACAACAAAAAAGAAACUAAAUUGUCGGAUACGAGAUGAAGUCGUCACUGCCGCCGCCGACAACGAAGACAACGACGACGACGACGACGACGACUAUAGACAAUAUGACGUUGUUGCUACGGGAAAAGUCAAAAUAGCGUUAGCUACCCAUAUCAUAGAACUGUGGAACUGUUUGUCAGCUCGUUAGUUAUUCACUAUAAUAACGUACUGAAAUGAAUUCUGACUGAACGAGACAGAAAGACAUAGUCUUUCAGAGU
This is a messenger RNA of Octopus bimaculoides (California two-spot octopus), 759 nucleotides long. RefSeq lists its product as uncharacterized. Lineage: Eukaryota; Metazoa; Mollusca; Cephalopoda; Octopoda; Octopodidae. The record is from RefSeq and is a predicted model, not a curated record.